Molecule: messenger RNA, 407 nt
Organism: Harmonia axyridis
Lineage: Eukaryota; Metazoa; Arthropoda; Insecta; Coleoptera; Coccinellidae
Gene: mRpS21
Product: 28S ribosomal protein S21, mitochondrial
Exons: 2
Coding region: 44-307 (87 amino acids)
Biological process (GO): translation
Cellular component (GO): ribosome
Molecular function (GO): structural constituent of ribosome
Source: RefSeq, a predicted model, not a curated record
AAGAUAACCUCUCAUUUUCAGACCGAAAAUAAUUUCUGAUAAGAUGAGACACCCCAGUUUUCUUGCUAGAACAGUUCUUGUUCAAAAUAAUGAUGUAGAAGCUGCUUGUCGCGUUUUGAACAGAAUUUUGGGAAGGGAAGGAAUAUUAGAACAAUUCAGAAGAACUAGAUAUUAUGAGAAACCCUUUCAGGUGCGACGCCGAGUUAAUUAUGAAAGGUGCAAAGCGCUUUAUGAUGAGGAUAUGAAUAGAAAAAUAGAAUUUGUUCUAAGAAAAAAUAGAGCUGAUCCAUUUCCUGGCUGUUCUUGAAUUUUCACUAUAAAGCUUUAGUUAUCGUAGUAAAUGUUAUGAAUGUUCUUAUAAAUAUAUUCUCAACUUAAAAAUAAAACUUUAUUUUGAAAAAAAUCAA